AUGGAUUGUCGCGAAGCCUGGAAGGAGACCGUGAGAGAGUUGUGUUUCGGCAAUGACUCUUCCGAUGAGGAAGAUGAUUUGUUCCUUGUGACUGUGACCGCGUUCCAUGAGUCGUCGGCAGCACAGAGCGGAGCUUGGGGCGGUUCAGUGCCGGGACGUCGCCGUAUCCAGCAGAAUCGGCUGGAGGGGCAUCAAAGGUUGUUCAAUGACUACUUCGCCGAUCCCCCUGUGUACCCCGAUUACAUAUUCCGCCGCAGGUUCAGGAUGAAACGUGACCUGUACCUCAAGAUUGUGGAGGCAGUUGCGGACCAUGACCCGUGGUUCCAACAGAGGAGGAAUGCAGCAGGGGAGCUCGAGCUGUCGGCAUUGCAAAAAGUCACUGCGGCGUUUCGUAUGCUAUCAUACGAUGCUCCUGCGGAUUCUCUGGAUGAGUGCCUCUGGAUAGGGGAGGCCACCAUCAUUGAGAGCAUGAGGCGGUUUGUUCGGGCCGUUGUCAGGGUGUUUGGCGAUGAGUAUCUCCGUUCUCCGAACGAGGAGGACACCGCUCGCUUGAUUGCUAUAAACGAGCAAAGAGGGUUCCCGGGGAUGCUGGGAAGCAUCGACUGUAUGCAUUGGAGGUGGAAGAACUGUCUGACGGCGUGGUCGGGUUCUUUCACCGGCCACGUCAACUCUCCUACUAUCAUUCUAGAGGCGGUGGCGUCGCAGGACCUGUGGAUUUGGCAUGCCUUCUUUGGCAUGCCGGGGUCGCUGAACGACAUCAACAUUCUGCACCGCUCACAUCUCCUCGACAACCUUGCCGCUGGUGUGGCGCCCCAGGUACAAUUCUCCAUCAAUGGACACCAGUACACCAUGGGGUACUACCUUGCAGAUGGUAUCUAUCCGGAAUGGGCCACCUUUGUGAAGCCCAUAUCUUGUCCGCUUGGGCGGAAGCAGCAACACUUUGUCGUUCAGCAGGCGGCGGUACGGAAGGAUGUGGAACGCGCCUUCGGGGUCCUACAGUCUCGGUUUCCUAUAGUCCGGGGGGCUACAAGGAUAUGGGAUCAGGAAACCCUUCAUAACAUCAUGACCGCCAUCAUUAUCAUGCACAACAUGAUAAUCGAAAAUGAGAGACCUGAUGGUGAAGUUGAACACGUCUACGACGGUGCUGGUGACCAUGUGGAGCCGUUGCACACCCCAACCCCCACAAUUCAAGCAUUUGCACACAGGUAUGGGAUGAUAAGUAGCAGACAGGGUCAUCACCAGCUUCGUGAAGAUCUUGUGGAGCAUCUCUGGCAGCUCCACGGAGGAGAGUAG
Molecule: messenger RNA, 1293 nt
Organism: Phragmites australis (common reed)
Lineage: Eukaryota; Viridiplantae; Streptophyta; Magnoliopsida; Poales; Poaceae
Exons: 2
Coding region: 1-1293 (430 amino acids)
Source: RefSeq, a predicted model, not a curated record